This is a messenger RNA of Culicoides brevitarsis, 1511 nucleotides long. RefSeq lists its product as uncharacterized. Lineage: Eukaryota; Metazoa; Arthropoda; Insecta; Diptera; Ceratopogonidae. The transcript is spliced from 2 exons. The record is from RefSeq and is a predicted model, not a curated record. Gene Ontology annotation, cellular component: cytoplasm. Gene Ontology annotation, molecular function: ubiquitin conjugating enzyme binding; ubiquitin protein ligase activity. The coding region runs from base 157 to 1383 and encodes 408 amino acids. Gene Ontology annotation, biological process: multicellular organism development; proteasome-mediated ubiquitin-dependent protein catabolic process.
UCAUUUCGGGUGGCGAAAUUGCUUCAAAAUUAAAUUUUUUACAAUUUUUAUCGAUUAAUCGUCUUAAAAUUGCAUUUUUCGGAUGAAAUUCAGGUACAAAAGCUGCGACAAUUGAUCGGUUUGGUAUUCGCAAGUCAUCGUCAUCCAUUGCAAAACAUGGCUGAUGCACUGAAAUUAGAUGACAUUCUAUCGUGCCCUGUGUGCUUCGACACGUUCAAGCCGCACAAAAAAAUCCUGCAAUGCACUCAAGGACACGCGAUUUGCGAGACAUGUCACGAAAAAUUGGACAAUUGUCCCGUUUGCAAGGAAGAACUCAAGGGCACACGGAAUUUCGUGAUGGAAGAAAUGGUCAAAAAAUUGCGGCGCUUGAGUACGGGAGCCCUAAUGAGCUUAGAUGAUGACGUUACGCCUCCAACUUCGCAAGCCAAAGGUGUUUCUGAGGAUCAAACCGACGACGAUGACACGGAAAGUGAUGAUGCAAUUGAAAAAAGUGCCGCCGAACGUAAGAAGGAAGAACGUAAGGCAAAGAAAAAGGAAAAAAUGAAGUUAAAGAAGCAACAAAAACAACAAAAAGAUGCCUCGGAACAACCUUCAACGUCAUCGGGAAGCACAAAUCCCACGCAAACAUCGCCCUCCGUCAAACGUGCCAACAGCGAUGUCGAACAAAAUGUCGAAACAAAGCGCCAAAAGACAAUUUUACGCGAAAAAUUGUCUCUCAACUCGCCGCCUCAGCCAAAAGGACUCUUUCCGUGCCCCACAAACGACAAAAAUGACCCUCUUCAAAAGUGCCAAAGCCAAAUUCCCUUUUGUCGCUUAUACAAUCACCUCCGUUCCUUGCAUGCCGAUCGCCUAAUUGAAACGGAAACCAUUGUCGGGCAAGAUAAUUUGAUCGCACGUUGCGAAUUCGAGAUCCCGGUGCCCGUUUCAGACUAUCGACAUGUCAUCAAAGUCAAAGAAUUCGGGCUUUUUGUGCUUGUUUUCUCCGCUGAACGGGAAAUUUUCGGCGAUGAAUGCACCGUGAACCGCGUUACGGGUUUCGUCAAGAUGGUUGGGACUGUCAGUGCCGCCAAACACUUUAACUACAAGCUGGAAGUCGCAAUUGGGAAAUACGUUGCGAAUUGUACGGAUAUGUGUCAUUACUCGUUCACGGAUGAAAACUCGAUUUUGCUCACGGAUCAAUGUUUGGCGCUGAAAGUCAGCAAGUUGUCACGUUUUGCGAGAAUCAAGUUGGAAUUGUCGAAGAACACGGGGAGUCGUACAAGACAACCGUUGACGACAAAUGUGCAGAUUAUCCCGAAUUUUGGAUCGAGCAAUCAUCAGGGCGAGGCGUCGUCGCACAAUCGAAAUCAGCAAAAGAAGAAAAAGAAGAAUAAGAAACAUUGAAAAGAAGGAACUUUGUGAUUAUCGAAUUUUUUUUGAAAACUUGAAAACUGAAUCUUAUAUACUAAAAUGAUUAAUUAGUAACUUAUGCCAAUAAAAGUUUACCUUUACAGUUCAAAACUGAAAAUUAA